This is a messenger RNA of Lampris incognitus (smalleye Pacific opah), 2767 nucleotides long. It is a transcript of the gene dhx40, whose product is annotated as DEAH (Asp-Glu-Ala-His) box polypeptide 40. NCBI's taxonomy places the organism in Eukaryota, Metazoa, Chordata, Actinopteri, Lampriformes, Lampridae. Gene Ontology annotation, cellular component: intracellular anatomical structure. The record is from RefSeq and is a predicted model, not a curated record. Gene Ontology annotation, molecular function: ATP binding; RNA binding. Bases 216 to 2444 code for a protein of 742 amino acids. The transcript has 17 exons.
UACACGAGUUGGGAAAUGGCAGUGUUUAUACAUGCAUAUUCUUAUAAGGGCAUUUAUUGCAUAUAGUUUGAUAUAGUCUAUGAGCUAAGAUAUCGGUCAGACUGUACUGCACAUCGUUAGUCUUGCGUUUUUUUGUCUUUUUUUAAUUUUUCUAUUUUUGCCUCGUAGUAGUUGUACGUUUUGGUAAAGCCUCGCGCUGACUUUAACAACCAGGAAUGAUGUCAAAAUCAACCAAGUGGGACAGAAACGAUUCGGAUGAAUCAAAAAACCUACCGAUUUAUCAACACAAGACCAAGCUCAUUCAGGCCGUCAAAGACGGCACAUUCCUUGUUGUAACUGGAGAGACUGGGAGUGGGAAAACUACACAACUUCCACAAUAUUUGCACGAAGCAGGUUAUUGGGGAGCUGGUAAAAUUGGCGUCACCCAGCCCAGGCGGGUGGCAGCUAUCACAGUGGCUCAGAGAGUGGCCAAGGAGAUGAGAUGUACCGUUGGAAGAGAGGUUGGCUACCAAGUACGCUUUGAUGACUGCACAUCUCAGGACACGGUAGUGAAGUACAUGACAGACGGCUGUUUACUCAGAGAAAUCCUGGCAGACCCUGGGCUUUCACAGUAUAGUGUUGUGAUUUUGGAUGAAGUCCACGAACGGAGUCUCAAUACAGAUAUUCUCCUCGGUUUAUUGAAGAAAGCCUUUUCCAACCCUAAAAAGGGCACUGAAGGCCGCUCACGCCCACUGAAAGUUGUGGUGAUGUCAGCCACCUUGGAAACUGAUAAACUUUCUGCCUUCCUUGGCCACUGCCCUGUCUUUACUAUUCCUGGGAGGACCUUCCCUGUCAAAUGCAAGUUUGGCUCUGCCAUUGGUCCCAAAGACAAGGACAGCUCCAGCUAUGUUAAAGAGGUUGUGAAGGUGGCUCUUGAUGUGCACACCAGUGAAGUAGCUGGGGAUAUUCUUGUGUUUUUAACAGGUCAGUCAGAGAUAGAGAAAGCCUGUGACAUGCUGUAUGAGAAGGCAGAAGCCAUAGACUACCGCUAUGAUGUACAGGACCAAACUGUGGAUGGUCUUCUUAUUUUGCCCUUAUACGGAGCCAUGCCCACUGAUCAACAAAGGCAGAUCUUUCAGCCUCCUCCUCCUGGCAUAAGAAAGUGUGUGGUAGCUACCAACAUCGCAGCAACAUCUCUUACUAUCAAUGGCAUUAAGUACAUUAUUGAUAGCGGGUUUGUGAAACAGCUCAACCAUAAAUCGAGGGUAGGCAUGGAUAUCUUGGAGGUGGUGCCUAUUUCAAAGAGUGAGGCACAGCAGAGAGCAGGCAGAGCUGGGAGAACUUCAGCGGGGAAAUGCUUUCGAAUCUACAACAAGGAAUUCUGGGAGAAGUGCAUGCCAGAAUAUACUGUCCCAGAAAUCCAGAGGACCAGCCUCACUGCAGUAGUACUCACACUCAAGUGCCUGGGAGUUCAUGAUGUCAUCAGGUUCCCGUACCUGGACCAUCCAGAGGAGAGGUUUAUCCUAGAAGCGCUGAAACAACUCUACCAAUUCGAUGCCAUUGAUAGGAGAGGUAAAGUGACUCAGUUGGGGGAGCUGAUGGUUGAGUUCCCCCUCCAUCCAGGGCUCGCCAGGGCCUUACUCAAAGCAGCUUCUUACGGCUGCCAUGACCUGCUUCUCCCAGUAGCUGCCAUGCUGUCUGUUGAAAACAUCUUUAUUCGGCCAGGCCACCCAGAGAAGCAGAAUGAGGCAGAUGAGAAGCACAGGCAGCUGGCUGCCGAGGCAGGCAGUGUUAAUGACUUUGCCACACUACUCAAUGUGUUUCAGCUGUGUAAAUUAAGUGGUUUUCCCUCAACAUGGUGUAAAGAUAAUUGGAUCCACUGGAGGGCACUCAAGACAGCAUUCAGUGUGGAGACUCAGCUCCGAGAGAUCCUCCUUCGACUCCAACAGAAGAGAGAUUUCCCAUCAGAAGUGUUUACUGGAAAUAAGAGUGAACUCUUCAGACAAUGUCUCUGCACAGGAUACUUCACUAAUGUUGCCAGAAGGUCUGUCGGAAAAGUGUUUUGCACAAUGGAUGGUCAUGGAUCCAUGGUUCAUAUUCAUCCGUCAUCAUCGCUAUUUGAUCAGGAGGCGGAGUUGGACUGGAUCAUCUUCAAUGAUGUGCUGGUGACCUCUAGGGUUUACAUCAGGACGGUGUGCCCCAUUCGUUAUGAGUGGGUGAAAAGCCUAUUGCCCAAGCUCUAUGAGGUAGACGUCUAUGAGCUGAGCAGUGUGGCGAGGGAAGAGGUGACUGAUGAGGAGGUGGCAAAAUGGGAGACCAGGGAGACAGCAAAAAGACAAACAGAGGGGUCAACUGAGGAUGCCAUGAAGAAGCUUGAGAAGCGAAACAACGAUAGCAGUGUUAGUGAUGCCCGUGCUCGGUACUUGCAGCGAAAGCAAGCGAGACAACAAAGUAAAUUGGUAUGACGGAGAAGAACUUGGGACUCAAAUUAUCAGGGUGCUGUUCAGAGGACAUUGACAAUAUAUAAAAAAAAAUUAUUCAAGAUUUGAUCUGGAAAAAAAAGUGUGAAUAAAGAUUUAUUUUUGCAUUUCUGACAUUACUUGUCACUUAAUCCUCACAUGAUGUGCUUUUUUUUUACCACGCAGGUGCAGUGGUCCUUUUGUAGUCUCAUAUGUGCUGUUUGUAUUCCCAUGGUGGUGAUGGAGAAGCAACGACCCUUCGAUCUAUUGUUUCUUAAAUGGGUUCAUUGCUCAAGGCUUUGUAUAAAACGAUUUCAGAUUAAAUUAUG